Messenger RNA from Ixodes scapularis (black-legged tick), 4006 nucleotides. RefSeq lists its product as uncharacterized. The record is from RefSeq and is a predicted model, not a curated record. Lineage: Eukaryota; Metazoa; Arthropoda; Arachnida; Ixodida; Ixodidae. The transcript is spliced from 6 exons. The coding region runs from base 3239 to 3775 and encodes 178 amino acids.
UUUCGACCACCUCUGACACCAGGGAAUAGUAAUGACGGGUGAGACUGCACGGGAUAUUGGAUAAUGUCGGGACUGACAACAGCCUGCUAAGAGACAGAAAUAUAUUUCUGAAUGGUCUCCAUAAUAUUGACACAAAAAGCAAACCAAUUGUUUUUUAGGGUCUUAAUUACGGAUAAUAUAUUUCCAUCUGUGUUUCCUGCAUAAACGGUUGCACACGUUAAAACAAGCAACGAAAAUAAGCCUUGUUAGUGUACGCAAGCUAAUGUGACCAAGUGCUCGAUAUAUAGUACCCUGAAAACCAGAACAGAGUGGUAAAAUUGUUUUAUUUUAUUAAAUUCGGGACACUAUGCAACAUAUGACUUCGAUUUCACUACGUCAAGAUCCGAAUUACAACAAUGCUGACCCUUAAAAGGUAUAUGUACUAUACAGUUGAUGCUGAUGGCAAGUGGCUUGUGCCCACUGCGCGAAACGAGUAAUGGUAAAAGCAGAUGGCGAAGCGCUCCGUUCGUUGCUGAAAAUCGAAAAUAUGCAAAGCUUAAAGUUUAGUAUGUAUUCCUAUUCCACCGUCAUCCCUCAAGUAUCUUGAAACAUUCCCAGGAUUCUAUAUGGUAAGAUAUUUUAUCAACUGUCCAUUGAGUGUUUUGUACGCGUAGACUACAGGCUCUUUUGUCUUUAAACCCGCUCGGUUCCGAUUUUCCGAACGGUUCUUCAGAUGCAAACGAUCCGCUUAAACAAAUAUGAGCAAUAAUUGCUGCGAGACAGAUUGAGCCCCUAUCCUGCUUCUACAUAUGUCACACAGGACAGGAGGCAAACAUCAUCAGACAAACUUCACAGAUCGCUGAAGUCUCGAUAUAUUCAGCUCACUGACCAGGGGAAAAAUACUGCCAGUGCAGUUUUUUUUAUAGCCUUCCAAUUUGUUUGGUCCACGAUGUUCAAUGUUUCGGUGCCGCCUUAAUGUCUGGGCCCUUAAUACAAAAUUUAGUUAUCUUCUUGAAUUUGGUCAUACGUUGUUUGACAUUCAAUAGAUUGAGUUUUAUACAACUUUUAUAGAUGUGAUUAUAGGUACAAUUCGGUUUUCUGGAGCAAAUCUAAGAACAGAGUAAGUCAGCGAUGUCUGUAGUCAUUUAAGUUUCUUAUAUUAAAGUAUAGGAUUAUUGGUCGCCUUAAGAAUACCACUUUCAAUAACACUGUUGUCGAAAAAUGUCGAGUAAUUUCAUAUUUCCCUAAAAUGAAUUUGCUUUGAUAUAUUAAAAAAUAUGGAACACACUACAAAGGAUUUCGGUUAUUGUAACAAUAUAUUAUUCACGUGCUUAUCUAUUUUAUUACUCUUUUCUACACAGGAAGAUAUAUGUUUGGACUCUUUUUGAAAGCCUUUAAAUUAAAACGGGGAAAAGCACGUUAGAGCCACAGGAGAAGCAAGGCCACACCUCUCUCAAAUUUAUCUGGAGCACAGACCCACACACACACAAAAAGCCCUUUGAUGCCAUGGAGUAAAAAAUAACUAAUUAGAAGAAAACAACAUAAACCCACGUGGCUUUGUACAAGGCAGCCGAUCCGUUGUUUAUCCUCCAGCCAGGUAUAUAAUUCCUGAGCCGAAUGCAUCAAAUUCGUGUGCCAGGUUCUUGCUGAAAACUUGAUUUUCGCCUAACAAGCAGAGGUAAGUAGGGCAACGUUUAUUUACUUUUUAUUAUAAAAUAUUAGCAACGACAUCUAUUCGCAUCACGAUAUAUUUUAUGCUCCGAGAGUAAAGUAAAUAAAAGCUUCAGCAUCAUCGAUGUCGAUUAUUCGCAAAGGGCCUGCGUCUUUUAACGUUGCCAUCACCACGUGAAAGAAGUUUAGUACUCUCAAAGUUAGAAUAACGCGGAGAUGUACGAAAUAGCUUGACCACCCAGAUAUCACGUAAAUUGAACGGGAAAAAUCGGUCCCUACUUGAUGAGGUGAUGUGUUGGUAUGGUAAAACUUGAAUACGUAUUGCCUUAAUCGUAGCGAGUGAGAAAACGGGAGCGUGUGGCAUAAAACACUAUCAGAGCACACUAACGACCCGGAGCGCAACUGCAGCUGCAUCGAUGCGGAUGCCUCGCAGUUUCACGCCGUGGCGUCAGAAUGUUCUGAUAGCAACCGAUGGCUCGCUCGCCAGUGUUCAAGUUAACUGUGAUUAGGACAGCAAUAUUAGAGCGCAGCUCUUAUGCGCUCGUUUCCAGCUUGGGCGGUGUCACCGUCGGCGUAACCGCGCUUUGCAUUAUGGGACGUUUCCCAUAAUGACGUUACACGUGACCCUCCCUUCUGCACCCUCCCCUUCUCCUCCUCAAGAGCUGCGCUCUAAUUCGGCAUUACAGAAAAUCGUAAACGCCUUUAAUUUUUUUUUUUGUAAAAAUGAACAAAGAAACAAUGUUCUUGGAAAUUUCAACAUAGUAUUGAAACACACGUUUGAGUCGUGCCGACAACCAGGGUGCCGAAUGUAAUAAUUAUAAAACUCCAUUGCGGUGGUAGUCGAUCAGAUUGAAUGCACAAUUUAAUUUCCAUCUGAAAUUAAAAAUCUACACCGAGGUUAACGCCAGGACUAAGAAAAAAGAACACAUACUGUACUUUGAUAUCGCAAUCAAGCCGUCAUAUGCAGAAUUGAAAUGUAUAACACACCGGGUUUUCAUUACUUGUUAAAGGCCUACUUUCAUUAUUCACGUGACGUCAUGGGAUGUUGUCACGUAAUGUGACGUUGCACCAAACAGCGUGACACCUAACGUUGCUGGGUUUAAUAGAGCUGUUGAUACUGUGACUCAUGCGACAACGUGACGUCCCGUCACCUAACGUCGGAAGACGUCGGCUCACAUGACGGGCGCAGCGUGAUUAAACUUAAAAUCAAAGUUAGCUUCCAUCAGAAUGCAAUUUUGCUUAAAGGAGCUGAAACCUUCCUCUACAAACUUGCCGCCAAGGUGUUGUUUACACCUGUUGUCUGCUUUCUGCGUUUUUUCUUACAAAACCGCGUGGCCCCACCUCCCAAUAGAAGCAACAAACCUUUCACUUGGUCCAAGUCUUUUGUCCGCAGCGUCAGCGUGAGUUGCUAAAAUUUCGAAGUGUAAAUUGGCAACAAAAGUAUAGAUAUUUGAAAAAGCUAGGUUGCUACGUGCAGAGGCUGAUUUUUUUCAAAUAACUUUACGGGGCGCUUAGAGAUCGAUACAAUUCUAUAUUUUUUUUUCAGCGAUAUAACAUUAAUUAAUCUACUUUCCAGAUUGCGAUCAUCAUGCUUUCGGAAGUCUCAAUUACGCUGACGGUAUUAUGUUCAUUGUUGUUUGUCAAUCCUUGCUACGCAAGCAUCGAAGAAGGCAACCCAACGAAGGACUUUUACGACGAUAUGCAAUCCAGGCCCAUUCUCACAUACGAGUGCUACAACAACGGCAGCAGUAUUAAUCCACCAAAUUCGGUUAACUUGACAAUUAUCUGGGACGGAACAUCUCCAAACACAACGCAAGCCUACGGUGUCAUUUGGUCCGCGACAAAAGGAACGAAAGAUUCUUAUACAACACAAUUGCUUCAGACACAUUACGAUACUGCUCGAGGUGUAGCGGUCUUCUCCACUGACACGGUUACAGAAGAUAUAACAGUUGGAAGCAAGUUCGAAGGCAAAGAACUUUUCUUGAAGAUAAAUGUCUACGGCGGAGACACUGUCUACAAAAUCUACGACGUCGAUUUUCAAUGCACCAAUGCCAAGGCAUUCUUGCCAGAGGCCUGUCCGUCUGGCUGCGGCUUGGAGUUGUCUCGCGAAGUGUCUGACGAGUGAGGUUCCUGUCAUUCGAAAUUAUUCCAGGGGUUCAGUGUGCUAUUUCAGCCGCUUGAUAUAUACUCAUAUUCAAGAGAAAAUCUGCAGAUAUUCGCAGCAUUUAUUUUAUUCCAGACAGCCAGUUUCAGCGCACAUUUACUCUAUCAUUUUGUCAUAGUAAAUUGUUACCCACCUUUUAUGAAUGUAACCACUGCAAGAAAAAUAAACUGUCCUCAACGACAACUUCGACUU